UUUCAGAGAUCAUGUACGAUCCAUCAUCCAGUGCUAAUAUCAAUGAAGCGACAGUUGACCAUUUUUCGUUGGAUUGGACAAUAGAUUUUUUUAAAUUUCAGAUAUCUGGAAGUGUUGUUUUAUCGAUACAUAUCAUCAAACCAACUGAUAAAAUUAUAUUAGAUAGUCAAUCGUUGGAAGUAGCAAGUAUUAAAGCGGAUAAUGAAAUCGUCAACUACCGCGUGGAAAAUGCUGGCAUUUUAGGUGAAAAAAUUAUAAUCGAUGUGGGUAAACGAAAAGAUGGAGACAAAUUUAAUCUCAGCGUCAUCUAUAAUACGGGUGAAAAAUGCUCAGCGUUGCAGUUUUUGAAAGCCGAACAAACAGUCACAAAAGCGAAACCUUAUUUAUUCAGUCAAUGCCAGCCCAUACAUGCUCGUUCAAUAGUACCAUGCAUGGAUACACCUUCCGUGAAACAGACCUACGAUGCCAUGGUAGCUGUCCCCAGUGAUUUGAUGUGUUUGAUGAGUGCAGUUGCCAUAGGCCAACCGCAAGAAGUUGGAAAAUUAAAGAAGUAUUCAUUCAAGCAAUCAAUACGAAUACCUUCCUAUCUUUUGGCUAUUGUUGUCGGAUUAAUGGAGAAACGAGAUUUGAGCAUACGCUGUGCAAUUUGGGCUGAACCGACAGUAAUCGAUAAAGCGUUUUAUGAAUUUGGUGAAACGGAAAAAAUCCUAAAAACUGCUGAAAAUUUAAUCGGAAAAUAUGAAUGGGGAAGGUAUGAUUUGGUUGUGCUUCCAUCGUCAUUUCCAUUUGGUGGCAUGGAGAAUCCGUGUUUAACAUUUGUAACACCGACAUUAUUAGCUGGUGAUCGAUCGGCAGCUUAUGUGAUAGCUCAUGAAAUUUCACACAGCUGGACAGGAAAUUUAGUCAGCAACGCUAAUUGGGAACACUUUUGGCUAAACGAAGGCUUCACUACAUUCUUGGAACGUAAAAUAGUAGGAGAACUUGAAGGAGAAAAAGAACGACAGUUUCAGGCUCAAUGUGGUUGGGAAGAAGGUUUGGUGAGUGCUGUUAAAGAACAGUAUUCCGAUGACCAUCCACUUACAAAAUUAAUACCGGAUUUGCAAAAUAGAGAUCCCGAUGAUGCAUAUUCAUUGAUCCCGUACGAAAAGGGAUCGGCUCUUCUCAUGGUUCUUGAACAAAAACUUGGUAUAACUCAGUUCGGUGGAUUCCUGAAGAAGUAUAUUGAGAAGUUUGCUCAGAAAUCAAUAGUAACUGAUGAUUGGAAAGCUUUCUUAUAUCAGUAUUUCUUAGAUAAGAAGAAUAUACUUGAUGCUAUUGAUUGGGAUAAUUGUUUAUAUGAUACAGGAAUUCCCAAGAUAAAACCGCUAUUUGAUAAUACAGCUAUGCGUGAAGUCGUCGCAUUGGCAGAGGAAUGGGCGAAGAUGAAAGAUUCUGAAAUAAUGAAUAUCGAUAAUUCGAAAUAUCUCUCUCUUUCUACAUUACAGAAAGAGAAAGUGUUGAGUCAUUUACGAUUGGCAAAAGUGCCACCACUUUCACAUGCAAAAUUGGCACGUCUGGAUGAGGUGAAUCAAUUCUCGAAAACCGGAAAUUGUGAUAUUUUAUCGAGUUGGAUUCAAUUAUGUUUAAAAAAUCACUGGAAAGACAUCAUACCAGUUGCUUUCGACUUUGUCACACAACAAGGUCGAAUCAAGUAUGUAAGACCGAUUUACAGGGAUCUGUUCCUUUGGUCAGAAAGUGCUGGUCGUGCAAUUGAGUUAUUCAUGAAAAACGCACCAUCGAUGCAUCCAAUUACAGUAUCAGUCGUGGGAAAAUUAAUCCCGAAGUGAAUCUCAUCUGAUGGAAAAAACAAAAAUAUCGUAACAGUUCCUUCCAUUUUUUAUUUUAUAUCAUUUUUUCAUAAC
Messenger RNA from Loa loa (African eye worm), 1901 nucleotides. RefSeq names its product leukotriene A4 hydrolase. The record is from RefSeq and is a predicted model, not a curated record. Gene Ontology annotation, biological process: peptide catabolic process; proteolysis. The transcript has 11 exons. Lineage: Eukaryota; Metazoa; Nematoda; Chromadorea; Rhabditida; Onchocercidae. Gene Ontology annotation, molecular function: metallopeptidase activity; epoxide hydrolase activity; aminopeptidase activity. Gene Ontology annotation, cellular component: cytosol. The coding region runs from base 12 to 1826 and encodes 604 amino acids.